AUGUCAGCCUCAUACUUGAAAGGACUUUGUACAAGGUACAAGAAUCUACUGCUGAAGGAAAUGAUCAGAAGUAAGACAUUUCUUUCUUCAGAAGCUGAAGAAGAGGAUUUGACAACCAGGAUAAGGCAGAUUCAAUCUUCCUCGAGACGGUUAAAGGACUUUAGUGCUAAAUUAGAAGAAUCGAUGAAAGAACUUUCCAUUGCCUUGGAAGCAAAACAAGACAAUGAGUCUGAAAUUGAAAAAUUUACGGAAGACAGUGAGGAGUUGUUUGAAUUGCUCACAGAUGUUACAGAGCGCUCAGAAGAACUUCUGCUACUGGAAAAAAGAUUGGAACAAGCGGACAUUCCGUAUUUGAAGACUGAAGCACCAAAUGACCCACGAAUCGACCACAUGAUAGAUCUGCAGACUAAAAUGCAGGAACAACUGAUGCAUUUCCAAGAACUCCAAAUUCAGGAACUGCAGAGAAAAGAGAAGAUAUGCAAAGAGAAAGAAACUCCAGUAGUUAAACUACCAAAGUUUGAGCUCCCUUCAUUCAACGGAGACAAGUUAAAGUGGAAAGAGUUCUGGGACUCCUUUGAAGCUUCAGUACACAAAAACACAAGGCUUUCCAAUGUUGAGAAGUUCAACUACUUGAAAAGUAAAAUGGAAGGAAAGGCACAAUCUGCUAUUUCCGGCCUCAUGCUCUCCCAUGAAAAUUAUGAUGUAGCUCUCUCCAUAUUGAAGGAACGAUUCGGAGAUGUGCAGUCUGUAAUUAACAAACAUUAUGUGGACCUUAUAAACAUUAAGCCUGCACUCAAUAAUACUUCCAGUCUCCGUAGACUAUUUGAUGAUUUAGAAAAGCAUAUGCGCAGCCUAGAAGCAUUGGAACAGGAUGUAAACCAGGAUGUCUUUGUUUCCAUGAUUAUAACGAAGUUACCAAAAGAAGCCAGAUUACAGUUAGAAUUACAGAAAGGAAAGAAAGAGAAAUGGACUGUGCAAAGGCUAAGAAUAUUCCUUGAUAACUACAUAGCAGCCAGAGAGUCUACAGAUACAGAAAACGUAGCCGGUCAUGAAGAACAAUCUGCUAGAAACACUUCUCCACCUGAAAUGUCUUAUGUAAAUGAAAGGACACAUACAUCUGCAGAAGCCCUAACAACAUUAUUUCAAGGAUCGCAGACAAGGAACAAAUAUGGAAGAAAACAUCCUAUUUGUAUCUUUUGUGAACAAAAUCACUGGAGUGAUGAAUGCACAGAAUUCAGGACAAUUGAUGAGAGAAAACAGAAAAUCAGAGGAAGAUGUUACAUUUGUCUUAGGCCAGGUCAUCUUAGCAAAGACUGCAAAGUAGACAAACCAUGCGUUCACUGCCAUCAGACAAAGAAACAUCACCGAAGCCUCUGCAAUAAGACGAUCCCGCUUUCGAGAGAAUCCUCACAUUUUCCUCAAACAUCAGAAAUAUAUGAUACAGAAAUAAUUAACAAUGUUCCAGAAAACAGUCUAUUCUCCUCAAGUAGUAUGGUGCUAAUGCAGACUGCAAGAACUGAUGCAUCUGAUUUGAAAGGUAGGAGAAUUGAAUCUGUUAGAAUUCUGAUGGACUCUGGGUCUCAGAGGACAUAUGUUACCGAAGAAUUGGUUACGAGAUUAAAUUUGCAGAGGAAAGAAACAGAAGAAAUAUCACUUAACACAUUUGGAGUAAGGAAGCCCAAGACAAUGAAAACACCGAAAGUCUCUUUAAGAAUUAAACUAAAGGAUGGACACUUCAUGAGAAUUUAUGCGAAUGUUGUGCCUCAAAUAACUGGAUCCAUACAAAGAAGACCGUUACCACUUAACAUCUCUGAAAAAGUACAACACCAAUAUAAACAUUUUCAAUCUGCUGAUACCCUGCCAAAAACUCCAGAAAAUUCAAAUAUCGAUAUCCUUAUUGGAAAUGACCAUUACCUCGAUUUGAUAUUAUCAGAAAAAAUUGAAGUUAACCAAGGAUUAUACUUACUUUCAUCAAAG
Saccostrea cuccullata (small rock oyster) is the source of this 1977-nucleotide messenger RNA. RefSeq lists its product as uncharacterized. Gene Ontology annotation, molecular function: zinc ion binding; nucleic acid binding. The record is from RefSeq and is a predicted model, not a curated record. The annotation marks the transcript as partial. The transcript has a single exon. Lineage: Eukaryota; Metazoa; Mollusca; Bivalvia; Ostreida; Ostreidae.